CAACUUGGAUUUCUCAUUAUCAACAGUGCUCAACAUCUCAUCUCUUCUUCCUCCCAUGGGAGUAGAUUUACACAUAUAGUUUUAUUAAGUUCACUUUCUAGAUUAAUAUCGGUUCAAAUACUUAUCUCAAACUCCCAAAAAAAUUCAGAUUUACAUUAAGCAAACAGUUUGGUUUAGUGCACAAUCUUCAUUUUCUUUCCCUUCUCAUCUUUUCUUCUUCAACUUUAAAAACCCUAAAUAUCUUCAACUCAUGGAUGUAAUAGCUACUUCAGCUACUAUAGUAUCCCACCUGGAUUCGCAGCAACCCGUGACCCAAGCUCCGACCCGGAUACAGCCCGCGAAGCCUAUUUCUUUCUCCAACGGGAAGCAUCACCACGACCACCAGCAUCAUGCGUCUCAAGUGGUGGUUGCUGCUUAUAAAGAGUGUCUCAAGAACCACGCCGCUGGAAUCGGCGGUCACGCUUUAGACGGUUGCGGCGAGUUUAUACCGUCGCCGACGUUUAACACCAGCGACCCGACUUCACUAACAUGCGACGCCUGCGGUUGCCACCGUAACUUUCACCGCCGUGAAGACGAUCUAUCUGCUGUUUCAGCUGCCGUCCCGAGGAUAGAGUUUCGUCCUCAUAACCGUCACCAGCUUCCUCCGCCGCCGCUACCUCCGGUGGGAGUUGGAAGUCAAGACGACGAUGAUCCUGCUUCUCCUCCGCCGAUCUCGUCCUCUUAUAUGCUUCUUGCACUCUCCGGAGGAGCCACGGCGGCUCCGGUGUCGAGGAAGCGUUUUAGGACGAAGUUUAGUGAGUUUCAGAAGGGGAAGAUGUUCGAGUUCGCGGAGAGAGUUGGGUGGAGGAUGCCGAAAGCGGAUGACGUGGAUGUGGUGGAGUUUUGUCGGGAGAUAGGAGUUGAGAGGAGUGUUUUCAAAGUGUGGAUGCAUAACAACAAGAUUCCAGGACGCGGUGGCGGAGCUAGAAGAGCUAACGGAGACGGAGGAGGAGGAGACGGUCGUGAGAGUGUUCCGACAAACGGGUCGUUUACUUCAACGUGAAGUAAGAUAAUGGCAACAUCGUCGUUUGUUUGGUAGCUAGUUCUUUUGGUUUCUCUUUGUUUGUUUUUGCUUUACGCUUAUUUUAUUUUUAGUCAACGGGUCAGAUCUGUGUGUUCUGUUCAGAUGAAACUAUCUUGUGUUUUUUCUUAAUAGUUUACUAUUGUUAGAGAGGUGAUAUGAGAGGUGUAGCUUUCGACCGAAUACGAGAAAGAUAAAAAGAUUAACCUCUAAAUUCUAAACUUUUAAUAACAACAUGAUAUCCAUGAAACCA
Brassica oleracea var. oleracea is the source of this 1313-nucleotide messenger RNA. RefSeq names its product zinc-finger homeodomain protein 8. Lineage: Eukaryota; Viridiplantae; Streptophyta; Magnoliopsida; Brassicales; Brassicaceae. The record is from RefSeq and is a predicted model, not a curated record. Gene Ontology annotation, cellular component: nucleus. Gene Ontology annotation, biological process: regulation of developmental process; regulation of DNA-templated transcription. Gene Ontology annotation, molecular function: transcription cis-regulatory region binding; DNA-binding transcription factor activity. The coding region runs from base 251 to 1042 and encodes 263 amino acids. The transcript has a single exon.